Messenger RNA from Purpureocillium lilacinum, 501 nucleotides. Lineage: Eukaryota; Fungi; Ascomycota; Sordariomycetes; Hypocreales; Ophiocordycipitaceae. The record is from RefSeq and is a predicted model, not a curated record.
AUGAGAUCGGCUACGAUACUCGCUGUCUUUUCUGCAUUCGUUGCAGUGGCCAGCAUCCCGGAGAACCAGCCCCGGACCCAGCGGCAGCAGCAGCAGCAGCAGCCGGCCGCCACAUCGAACACGCCCGGAGCCCAAUCUACGAGGUGUUCCCCGGAGGGGUGGAGAAACACCGACGUCAAGUGCGGCAUCGGCAAGCCGGCGCCGGCGAGCACCUGGGACGAGGUGAACAACGACGCCAAGGACUUCUUCAACGAGCCCAAGACGAUCAACCCGUACAUCGAGCCGGGGCCGAGGCACUGCAAGAGGAUAUACUGCAAGAAGGGCACGGGGUUCUGGUGGUGCAACGACAAUCGUGACGGCAAGGUCCUGCAUGCGUGGAGCGACUUUGCUGUCGCGAUUGGCAUCAUGCAGGUGUAUGAUCGGUGCAAGAAGGGGAGGGCGGCGCAGAUUUUCCACCGCGACAACUGGAACUUGAUGGUCCAUGGGGGCGUGGACUGCUGA